Messenger RNA from Sorex fumeus (smoky shrew), 2026 nucleotides. RefSeq names its product RAS guanyl releasing protein 4 (gene RASGRP4). The record is from RefSeq and is a predicted model, not a curated record. NCBI's taxonomy places the organism in Eukaryota, Metazoa, Chordata, Mammalia, Eulipotyphla, Soricidae. Gene Ontology annotation, cellular component: plasma membrane. Gene Ontology annotation, molecular function: guanyl-nucleotide exchange factor activity. Bases 11 to 2026 code for a protein of 671 amino acids. The transcript is spliced from 17 exons. Gene Ontology annotation, biological process: positive regulation of GTPase activity; Ras protein signal transduction.
CUCCGGAAGCAUGAACAGGAAAGACAGCAAGAGGAAAUCCCACCAGGAAUGCCCAGGGAAGUCCGUGGGUCGGGGCCGGCCCCGCCAGGCUCGCCGCCACAAGACAUGUCCCAGCCCCCGGGAAAUCAGCAAGGUCAUGGCGUCCAUGGCCCUGGGCAGGCUGGGUGAAGGCAGCUACAGCGAAGAUGAGCUGCUGGAGAGAUGCAUCCAGUCCUUCGAUUCAGCUGGCAACCUGCGCCGUGGGGAUCAUCUGCUCAACAUGGUCCUGGCCAUGCACAGCUGGGUGCUGCCCUCCGCCCACCUCGCCACCCGCCUGCUGACCUUAUAUCAGGAGGCCUCAGGAACCGCACAGGAGCCGAGGCGGCUGCAGAUCUGCCACCUGGUCAGGUACUGGCUGACUCAGCACCCUGAAAUGCACCAGGAGCCCCAGUUGGAAGAAGUGAUAGGUCGCUUCUGGGCCACCGUGGGUGAGGAGGGCAAUUCAGCCCAGAGGAACCUGGGUGACCCCUCCAACCUCCUCAGCCCAGGUGGCCCUGGGCCCCCAGCACCCAUGAGCAGCCCCGGCCUGGGCAAAAAGCGCAAAGUGUCCUUGCUUUUCGACCACCUGGAGGCGGGGGAGCUGGCGCAGCACCUCACUUACCUGGAAUUCCGCUCCUUCCAGGCGAUCACGCCCCAGGACCUGCGGGACUACGUUUUGCAGGGCUCGGUGCGGGGCUGUCCAGCCCUGGAGGGAUCCGUGGGUCUCAGCAACAGCGUGUCCCGCUGGGUACAGGUCAUGGUGCUGAGCCGGCCGGGACCAGCCCAGCGAGCACAGGUGCUGGACAAGUUUAUCCACGUGGCGCAGAGGCUCCACCAACUGCACAAUUUCAACACGCUGAUGGCCGUGACAGGAGGCCUGUGUCACAGCGCCAUCUCCCGACUCAAGGACUCCCACGUCCACCUGAGCCCUGACAGCACCAAGGCCUUGCUGGAGCUGACGGAGCUUCUCGCCUCCCAGCACAACUACGCCCGCUACCGCCGUGCCUGGGCCGGCUGCACAGGCUUCCGGGUGCCUGUUCUGGGAGUACACCUGAAGGACCUGGUGUCCCUACACGAGGCCCAGCCUGACCGGCUGCCAGACGGUCGCCUGCACCUCCCCAAACUCAACAGCCUCUACCUGCGGCUGCAGGAGCUGGCGGCCCUGCAGAGGCAGCACCCCCCAGGCAGUGCCAACCAGGACCUACUGCAUCUGCUCACGCUCUCCCUGGAUCUCUUCUACACCGAGGAUGAGAUCUACGAACUUUCUUACGCCCGGGAGCCCCGCUGUCCUAAGAGCCUGCCACCAUCCCCCUUCAAAGCACCCCUGGUGGUAGAGUGGGCCCCUGGCGUGACCCCCAAGCCUGACAGGAUCAGGCUGCGGCGCCAUGUGGAGCAACUGGUGGAGUCCGUGUUCAAGAAUUACGACCCUGAAGGCCGAGGGACCAUCACUCAGGACGACUUUCACCGGCUCUCGGGCAGCUUCCCCUUCGCCUGCCACGGGCUGCAUCCACCCCCCCGCCAGGGGAGCGGCUCGUUCAGCCGCGAGGAGCUGACGGAGUACCUGCUGCGGGCCAGUGCCAUCUGCUCCAAGCUGGGCCUGGCCUCCCUGCACUGCUUCCACGGGGUCACCUUCCGCAAGCCCACCUUCUGCGACAGCUGCAGUGGCUUCCUCUGGGGAGUCACCAAGCAAGGCUACCGCUGCCGGGACUGUGGACUGUGCUGUCACAAGCACUGCCGGGACCAGGUGAAGGCUGAGUGUAAGAGGCCGGGGACCAAGGGAGAUGGGGGCCCCUUGGCCGCGGCCAGCCCCCCAACACCCGCUCCUCCUGUCAGCUGUGCCUCUGAGGACAAUCCCUCCUACACGCUUUCCCUGGAACCAGAGACAGACAGCUCGCUGUGCCAUACCUGGACCCAGACAGAGCCCCCACCUUCUUCCUGGGAACCCGAGUCGGGACCCCUGCCAGCACCAGCCCAGUCAUCUGUCCAGCCCUCCGAGCCCAGCUCCUAG